This is a messenger RNA of Medicago truncatula (barrel medic), 1735 nucleotides long. Its product is annotated as growth-regulating factor 1. Lineage: Eukaryota; Viridiplantae; Streptophyta; Magnoliopsida; Fabales; Fabaceae. Gene Ontology annotation, cellular component: nucleus. Gene Ontology annotation, biological process: DNA-templated transcription; regulation of DNA-templated transcription; developmental process. Gene Ontology annotation, molecular function: ATP binding. Bases 279 to 1385 code for a protein of 368 amino acids. The transcript is spliced from 4 exons. The record is from RefSeq and is a predicted model, not a curated record.
AGAGACAAGAAAUGCCAGAGAUGCAGCAGAAGAGGUGCAGUCAUAAUAAUAAGAGUUCAGAGAGAAAAUAGAAAGAGAAAAAUAGCAUUGGCAUGCACCACCACUGUAAUCACAACCAUUAGUUCAUAUCCAUGUACAGAAGAUUCUGUAACACUAUGGUCCCUCAAAUAAAUAUACCUAUUCUAAUUCUAGUACUCUCCUCCUCCUCCUUUUAAGUUUAAAACUCAACUCAACUCCUCUCUUCUCUUCUCUUCUCUUCUGCUCAUAACAAAACAACAAUGAUGAAUGGAAGAAACAGGUAUCCUUUUACUCCAACUCAGUGGCAAGAGCUUGAACAUCAAGCUCUUAUCUACAAAUACAUGGCUUCUGGUAUUUCCAUUCCUCCUGAUCUUCUACUCACUAUCAAAAGAAGCUACUUAGACUCUUCAAGACUCUCACCUCAUCAGUCUCAACACUUUGGGUGGAACUAUUUGCCAAUGGGAUUAGGAAGAAAAAUAGACCCAGAGCCAGGUAGGUGUAGAAGAACAGAUGGAAAGAAAUGGAGAUGUUCAAAAGAAGCAUAUCCAGAUUCAAAGUACUGUGAAAGGCACAUGCAUAGAGGGAAAAACCGUUCAAGAAAGCCUGUGGAAGUUUUGAAAACAACAAACACAGAUGCUCCUGCUGCUACUUCAACAAUCUUAUCAAUUACUAAAAAUAGUAGUCUUGAUUCUGAUCAUAACACUGCAGCACUAACAUCAACAACCCAUGACACUAAUUACCAUUACCCUCAACACUCUUCUUAUGCUUCUUCCCAUCUUAACCACUCUUUCCUUUACCAUAACCCUCCAUCCUCAAGGCCUAACUUCUCAUUUCAAGACAAUAGUGCUCCCUUGUUUCUUGACAGUAAUGGUUCUUCCUCUCACAAUAACAACAACACUGAUUGCAGGAACAGAUAUGUUUAUGGACUGAAAGAGGAGGUGGAUGAACAUGCUUUCUUCACUGAACCUUCUGGAACUAUAAGAAGUUUAUCAGCUUCUUCAAUGGAUGAUUCAUGGCAACUCACACCACUCACUAUAAGCUCAUCUUCCUCUUUUAAACAGAGGAAUUGUUCUGGUUUAUCAAAUGACAAUGAGUACUCUUACUUGCAACUUGACAACAACUCAAAACAACCACAGCAAGAUCAAGGUUGUUACAUCUCAGGUAGUGAAGAAACAUUCAUGAAACAUGGGAAAGAAGAACCUCAGAAGAUUUUUCAUCGUUUCUUUGAUGAAUGGCCACCCAAAAGCAGCAGAAACUCAUGGCUUGAUUUGGAUGAUAAAUCAUCCACCACUCAGCUUUCAAUCUCCAUUCCUACAUCUUCUCAUGAUUUCACAACUUUUAGUUCCACAAACCAACGAGAUGGUUGAGCUUGGAUUUCAAUUAUGGAUGGGUUCCUUUUAAUUGAAUCUAAGGUCAAUAAUAAUGUAGUACUAGUACUAGACUCUAGUAGUUCAUUCAUAUUUUCUGUAAGGUUUUCUAGUUUCACUUGAAUUGUUUUGUUCCCACUUUUUCCCACUACUGUACAUGUGUUGUUGUUGAAGUGGAUAUGUGUCUCCAUGGAGGGAUCCAAUGUGUAGUUGUGUUGUGUGUGCUGUUUGGUAUUUGUUUUACUAAGUUAUGUUCUGUUGUUUGUUUCUGCCAAACAUGAUUUCAGUUUUCAGACUCUACCAGUUAUUUGGCCGUGUCUGUUUCAGCUUAUAUUCAAAGACACAUCACA